Molecule: messenger RNA, 1890 nt
Organism: Erinaceus europaeus (western European hedgehog)
Lineage: Eukaryota; Metazoa; Chordata; Mammalia; Eulipotyphla; Erinaceidae
Gene: C4BPB
Product: complement component 4 binding protein beta
Exons: 8
Coding region: 701-1888 (395 amino acids)
Source: RefSeq, a predicted model, not a curated record
CCGUGGCAGGUUUGGGGGCUGAACCUCGGUGUGCUCUCGGCAGACAGCUUCUCCUGUGUGGUAGACACUACCCCUCGAGCUGCUGUGAGGCCAGUUGAACGAGAGAGAGCCCAGCACUCCAGGCCAGCGACAUCCUUGGGCUUUGUGUCCACUGCUCUGGAAAAGGGCUCAUUUUGUAGGAUUCUGCCCUCUUUGUAACGAGAGCGUAGACAAAACGUCUAGUGGCUGGCAUUCGUGCCAAGAGAUGGCCGAGCCUGGGCCUCACAUUCCUGUUUGUUCUUGGUCCCUCUGCCGGACUCUGGACUCAGAGCUGUUUUUUUUUUGCCCGGACCAGCUCCUAGAUGGAAAGGCAGGAAGGUCAAGGGAAGGCUCGCUUUGCCUGCUGGGGCAGAGAGCUAGCUGGAGGAGGUGGCACCCUGGGGUCACACUGCUUCCACUCCAAAUGCUGCAGAGGACCAGCAGGUGGCCUGUAAACAGGGCAGAUGUUGACAGAAGGAGGGUCAAGGCCAGCUGUGCCCACGCCUUCCCGGCCCAGAUGACAGUCAGUCUGCACCCACAGGGCCGGUCAGUUGGGCGGCAUGAACAGGACCAGCCAGUUCUGAAACCGGCAGCUCUUACCCCUGAAAGAGAGAACAAAGGAACAGGAAUAUGUCCCCCCUGUCCAGGACAGAGGUGACUGGGCUGAUCUAACUGGUGUUAGAUGGAGUUUGACCCAAAUCAGGUGUCUGGACUCAAGAUCAGCUCCAGCCAGAGGCACGCCGCCGGUCACAAGAUGUCUCCGCCACUGGCCUGCUGUCUCCUGGCGCUGUGGCUGGCUCCUGCCGCACGUGAGCCUUGGGAGUCUGGGCAGGGGAGGGCUGUGAUGUCCACAGCAGAACCUGAUUUCCCAGGGUCAGCACCAGGGACCGGACGGCAGAAGAACUUCUCUCUGCAGCUGGGCACCAGUGACCAUCCUCCCGUCCUUCCAGCAGGGGGCUGUGCAGAGCUGCCCGCUGUGAACAACAGCAUCUUCAUGGUGGAAAGGGUGGCAGGGAAGACGCAGGGGACCCUCAUCUGUGCGAAUGGCUACCACCUGGUUGGCAGACAGACCCUCAUCUGCAACACCUCCCAGGGCUGGAGUGGCCCUGCUCCCACGUGCCAAGCACACCAAGGCACUGAAUUCCUCCUUCCACAAUCUGGGGAAAACAGUACAAGUGCAGAGUGUAGGGUGAGGAGACUUGGCUGGAUGUCGCAGGCCAGAGCCAGCAGACCAGGCCCGGGAGGGUGGGGCAGUGCCCCGUGGGUGGGCCACUGCCCGGACCCCGUGCUGGUGAACGGGCAGUUCAGUGCCACCGGGCCUGUGCAUGUGGAUGACACGGUCACCUUCCGGUGCCAUGAGGACCACAUCCUCCAGGGCAGCCGCUGGAGCCGCUGCCUGCAGAACCGCACCUGGGCACCCCCCGUGCCCAUCUGCAAGAGCCGACACUGUGGCCACCCUGGGAACCCACCUCACGGCUAUUUCAAAGGCGAUGACUUCAACGCAGGGUCUGUCAUUACCUACUUCUGUGAAGCCAGAUACCAGCUGGUGGGCGCUCAGAGCCAACGGUGUGUGGAUGGAGAGUGGAGUGGUCACCUCCCAGCCUGUAAGCGCAUCCCCGAGCGUCCCAAGUCAGCUGUCCAGGAUGCUCUGGACAAAGCCCUGCUUGCCUUCUGGGAGAGCAGGGAGCCGUGCCACGCCCUGGGCAACUUCACCCAAAGACUGAAGCGAAGUGGCUUCCGUUUGAAGGACAUCAAGUUUUCUCUGGAAAUGAAGAAAGCUGAGCUAGAGGGGAAGACAUGUCUGGCCUCUGCCCUGGACAGGCCGGAUGGCAGAAAUACAUUUGUGAAUAAAGGUUCCUCUUGGCCCUGACA